Hyla sarda is the source of this 7992-nucleotide messenger RNA. It is a transcript of the gene TRPC1, whose product is annotated as transient receptor potential cation channel subfamily C member 1. Bases 329 to 2740 code for a protein of 803 amino acids. Gene Ontology annotation, molecular function: protein binding; store-operated calcium channel activity; inositol 1,4,5 trisphosphate binding. The transcript is spliced from 14 exons. Gene Ontology annotation, biological process: calcium ion transmembrane transport; manganese ion transport; regulation of cytosolic calcium ion concentration. Gene Ontology annotation, cellular component: cation channel complex; membrane. Lineage: Eukaryota; Metazoa; Chordata; Amphibia; Anura; Hylidae. The record is from RefSeq and is a predicted model, not a curated record.
GCAAAGCAACUCCUGAGGGAAAGCAGUGCACAUCACUGACCAUUCUACAGGAGGACCAAUGAGCGGAAACACAAGAACCAUGUGAGAGCCAAUGACAUAACACUGUGCACUGGCUGAUAGCAAUAGAGAACAACCAAUGGGGCCCUGCAUUACAUGUGAGCAUCACAGACCCCUGUACAGCUGGAGACUGUCAUAGGAAAGGAGUAGGAGGAAUGUGAUGGAGCAGGAGGCACAACAACAACACUGUCACAACAAGGGACAUUUUUAUAUCGUUUGAGGCUAAAGAGAAGUGCAGAGGGACAAGGUAUCUGAUGGGAGUUCUGUCACAAUGGCUGCUCUAUAUCAGAGCACUGACUCUUCCUCUCCGAAUAAAUUUCUGGCUCUAAAAGAUGUCAGAGAAGUCAAGGAAGAGACCACUUUAGAUGAGAAGCUCUUCUUGCUGGCCUGCGAGAAAGGCGACUAUUAUAUGGUUAAAAAACUUUUGGAGGAGAACAGUUCAGAUGAAUUAAACAUUAAUUCAGUAGAUGUCUUAGGAAGAAAUGCUAUUACAAUAUCGAUUGAAAAUGAGAACUUGGAUAUUCUACAGCUUCUCCUGGACCAUGGCUGUCAGUGUCGCCAUAUAUGGGGUAGCAGGUGGUCUCCUAUUCUGAGCCCUGAUGAUGUCAGGGAAGUAGAGGGAUCUUUGUCCACAGAUGCAUUGCUGGUGGCAAUAGACUCUGAAGUGGUUGGGGCAGUAGAUAUUCUACUGAAUCAUCGUCCAAAAUGGUCUUCGAGGCCCACAAUUGUGAAACUCAUGGAGCAUAUACAGAACCCAGAGUAUUCCACAACCAUGGAUGUGGCUCCUGUUAUUUUAGCUGCUCAUAGAAAUAACUAUGAGAUCCUGACAAUGCUCUUAAAACAAGAUGUCUCGCUUCCAAAACCUCAUGCUGUAGGCUGUGAGUGUACCCUAUGUACAGCCAAGAAUAAGAAGGACAGUCUCAGACACUCCAGAUUUCGGCUUGAUAUUUACCGAUGUUUGGCCAGUCCAGCUCUAAUCAUGUUAACUGAAGAAGAUCCUAUUUUACGGGCAUUCGAGCUCAGUGCAGAUUUGAAAGAACUGAGUCUUGUGGAAGUAGAAUUUAGGAAUGACUAUGAAGAGCUCGCUCAGAAGUGUAAGACCUUUGCAAAGGACUUGUUGGCUCAAGCCAGGAAUUCUAGAGAGCUGGAAGUGAUCUUGAACCAUCAGUCCAGUGAUGAACCAUUGGACAAGAGAGGACUUCUGGAAGAGCGAAUGAAUCUUAGCCGCUUAAAGCUGGCAAUCAAGUACAACCAAAAAGAGUUUGUAUCACAAUCCAAUUGCCAACAGUUUCUUAACACAGUGUGGUUUGGACAAAUGGCGGGCUACAGAAGAAAACACACCUGCAAAAAGAUACUGAUUGUCCUAACUGUAGGAAUUUGUUGGCCAAUCCUUUCUCUGUGCUAUCUGCUAGCCCCAAAGUCUCAAGUUGGACGCAUGAUCCACACACCUUUUAUGAAAUUCAUCAUACAUGGGGCAUCGUACUUUACUUUCCUACUACUUCUUAACUUAUAUUCCUUAGUCUACAAUGAACAUAAAAAGAACACUAUGGGACCAGCCUUGGAGAGAAUAGACUACCUGCUUAUUUUAUGGAUCAUAGGGAUGGUUUGGUCAGAUGUGAAGAGGCUUUGGUAUGAUGGCCUGGAAGAUUUUUUGGAAGAAUCUCGGAAUCAGCUCAGCUUUGUGAUGAAUUCUUUAUAUUUAGCAACUUUCACUCUUAAAAUAGUGGCUCACAGCAAGUUCCACCACAUUGCAGAAAGAAAGGACUGGGAUGCUUUCCAUCCCACACUGGUAGCAGAAGGUCUAUUCGCUUUUGGCAAUGUGCUCAGCUAUCUGCGUCUUUUCUUUAUGUAUACAACAAGUUCAAUUCUGGGACCAUUACAGAUAUCCAUGGGUCAAAUGUUACAAGAUUUUGGAAAAUUCCUUGGCAUGUUCCUUUUAGUCCUAUUCUCAUUUACCAUUGGACUGACACAAUUGUAUGAUAAAGGGUACACAGACAGUGAACCCAAGGACUGCGUUGGGAUCUUCUGUGAGCGCCAGAGCAAUGACACCUUCCACUCGUUUAUUGGCACAUGUUAUGCUCUCUUCUGGUAUAUUUUCUCACUGGCACACGUAGCUCUCUUUGUGACCAGAUUUAGUUACAAUGAUGAACUUCAGUCUUUUGUGGGAGCAUUAAUAGUUGGAACAUACAAUGUGGUGGUUGUGAUCGUCCUGACCAAGCUUCUCGUGGCCAUGCUGCACAAGAGCUUCACACUCAUUGCUAAUCAUGAGGAUAAAGAAUGGAAGUUUGCCCGGGCCAAGCUGUGGCUGAGCUAUUUUGAUGACAAAUGUACGCUCCCUCCACCUUUUAACAUACUUCCAUCUCCCAAAACUAUUUGCUAUAUCUUCAACAGUCUAAGUAAGUGGAUCUGUUCCCACACCCCAACAGGGAGAGUGAAGCGACAAAAUAGUCUAAAGGAAUGGAAGAGUCUCAGACAAAAAAGAGAUGAAAACUACCAGAAGGUCAUGUGCUGUCUGGUUCAUCGAUACUUGACUUCAAUGAGGCAGAAGAUGCAGAGCACUGACCAGGCCACAGUGGAAAACCUAAAUGAGCUCCGCCAGGACCUUUCUAAAUUCCGGAAUGAGAUGAGAGACCUUCUUGGCUUCAGGACAUCAAAAUAUGCAAUGUUCUACCCGAGGAAUUAAGCCGUUAAUUGUAGCACUGACUCUUUGCUCCAUCUGUUUGUGCCAGUAUUUUGUUGUCAUGCCCUUAAAGUGUACAUUUUUCGUUUUCAAGAAACCAGCAGGAAAAAUAAUUUUAUAGCAUGGAGCACAGAUCCUUCGUUUUCCCCAAAACUUUCUAUAGAUAUAAUGAAUUGGAGCAAGUGUCCAUGAAAUAAACUCCCUAGAGGUUGUAACUCUUGGAUAUGCUUGGUACUUAGUGAAAAGCAUGGGCACUUACUUCAGCAAGCACAUGAACUCAAACCUACCCCCUCCCAACCUAGUCCAUCAUGUAAGGGUGUGUUCACACCACGGUUUGUCAAUACGGGGACCGGAUCCGGCUGGGGGGAGUGAAAACCGGACCCGGCCCACAUCUCAUUCAUUUGUAUACCAUGGUUUUAGGUCUGGUCACAAAACCGGGUACGGGGCAAAAAUGAGCCGACCGGAGUCACUAUCUGACUCAGGUCGGCUCAUUCAAAUGAAUGAGAUAUGUCAGCGCCCGGUUUACCCAUCUUCCAGCCGGAUCCGGUCCCCGUAUGUGAUAAACGUAGUGUGAAGCCAGCUUAAUAGUGUUCUUCCCCAUUUUCCCCAUAUAGCUUGCUUUUUAGAGAACAGCUACAUCUCAUAGAAAUCACUGCUAGUAGCCCUGAGAAUGGCAUAACCACAAGGCAUCACACAGGUAGGUGUAAUCACUUUUUACAGGUAGUUACGCAGAUGAUUACAAAUUCCACAUUGUGAACAGGAUGCUGUAGAGCAGUGGUCUCAAACUGUGGCCCUCCAGAUGUUGCAAAACUUCAACUCCCAGCAUGGCAUGAAAAACCGUCCUAAGGGCCCCUUUGACAGGCAGAUCUAGUGGUGCUUAUUAAAGGAGACUUUAGAUGGCCCAUUUAUUGUCAGGGUCGACAAACGAUGGUGUAAUAGGCCCUUAAAGGAGAUCCUUCUGAUAGGGGAUAAGUUUUAGAUCGCGGGGCAUCCAAGUGCUGCCCCCCCCCCCCCCCCCCCCCGUGAUCUCCUAUACGGGGCCGUGGCAAUGUAAAGAAAAGGGGGCGUUCUGUCCCUGCAUGAUGCGGCAGCCAGCACACGCCUCCAUGUAUCUCCAUGGGAUUAUGUGUACCACAUAAAUAUAUGCACAGGAGUACAAAUAUGCUGUUUUUAGGUAACAUAACUAUAUCCCUGUACUGUUCUUCUCCCCUAUGGAUCUGAUCACUUCCUGGUUUCCUCUCUGAACCGUGACCCUGCAGUUGCCAAGCAACAGCGCCCACACUUUCCCACAAUCCCCCUUGCUUGCACAAACAAUAGUGACUAACAAGCAAUAUGCAGCUGGACUGAGUAUACCUGACUAUCUCAGUGGAUGCCCUUAGAUGGUCGUAACCAAGGGCAACAGUGCAAAUCAAAGAAAGCAUGUGGGAGAUAAAAAGUAUAUAUAUAAUAUAUAUAUAUAUAUAUAUAUAUAUAUAUAUAUAUAGCUAUGUGGUAGCUUGGGGGGUGUAGGGUGAAUAGGGUGUAGCUGUGCGUUGAUGAAAGGGUGUUGCAUUAACCCUUAACUGCCGUGACGCCAGGGUGCGGGUUCCUCCUCAUAUGUAUAUCCUACCACCAACCAUCCCAGGAACGAUAGGGAGGAAUAAAGGAUUGUAGUAAACUGGAAUUAACUUUACUGCAGAUUUUAUGCAGGAUGAAAUCAGCAAACAGACCGGUACUUAGGCUCCUCACAGGUUGGUUGGGACCUUGUAGGGAAUAAGCUUUGAGGCUUUCCUUACGCUAUUCCACUGAAUUUAGGGGUUUGAUUUAGGUUCAGUAGUCACAUAGGAUUUUAGGAGAGAGUUGGAUAAACUCACGGUUAGCAAGAUGCUGAAGAGAUAGGCUUCAGGCCUAGAUUUGUCUUGUAGGUAUACACAGAGCUGUGUUCUCUCUGUUAGUCCAGAACCCAAGAGAGAUGUUGCUUGCUUUGCAACCAGGAACUAAGAGAGAGAUGAUUGGAAACAGCGCACUUAUAUGGCAAGGGGGCAGGCUCAAAGCUUAUUGGAUCCACAAACCUGUCAGUCCUAUUACAAAGGAUUGCGGUACAUCAGGUGGCACAAUCACGUGACCUGGAAGUUGCUUAACCUUAGCAACACAUUUACUGUAGAUCACAUGACCUAAGGUCCUGGAAGUAACCUUUAUAAAAUAAAAUAUAUACAAUUUACACUUUAACCCCUUAAGGUCACAUAACGUACUGGAACAUCAUGUGUCCGCUCCCGAUCUAUAACGCGGGGGGGCGUCAUAGCGGGUCGAAAGUGAAAGUAUGCCGGUUAGCUCAGUGGGCUGUUCGGGAUAGCUGCGGAGAAAUCGCGGCAUCCCGAACAGCUUACAGGACAGCAGGAGGGUCCCUACCUGCCUCCUCGCUGUCCGAUCGCUCAUGAGAUCCAGGCAUGAGCAGUCAAGCGGCAGAAUCAUCGAUCACUGGUUUCCUAUGAGAAACCAGUGAUCAAUGUAAAAGAUCAGUGUCUGCAGUGUUAUAGGUCCCUAUGGGAGCUAUAACACUGCAAAAAAAAAAAAGUGAAAAAAAAAAGUGAAUAAAGAUCAUUUAAUCCCUUCCCUAUUAAAAGUUUGAAUCACCCCCCUUUUCCCAUAAAAAAACACAGUGUAAAUAAAAAUAAACAUAUAUGGUAUCUCCACGUGCGGAAAUGUCCAAAUUAUAAAAAUAUAUCGUUAUUUAAACUGCAUGGUCAAUGGCGUACGUGCAAAAAAAUCCCAAAGUCCAAAAUAGUGCAUUUUUGGUCACUUUUUAUAUCAUGAAAAAAUUUAUAAAAAGCGAUCAAUAAGUCCUAACAAUGCAAAAAUGGUACCGCUAAAAACUUCACAUCACGGCGCAAAAAAUUAGCUCUCGUACCUCCCCAUAUGCACAAAAAUUAAAAAGUUAUAGGGGUCAGAAGAUGACAAUUUUAAACGUAUUAAUUUUCCUGCAUGUAGUUAUGAUUUUUUCCAGAAGUACGACAAAAUCAAACCUAUAUAAGUAGGGUAUCAUUUUAAUCGUAUGAACCUACAGAAUAAAGAUAAGGUGUCAUUUUUACCGAAAAAUGUACUACGUAGAAACGGAAGCCCCCAAAAGUUACAAAACAGCGGGUUUUCUUUCAAUUUUGUCUCACAAUGAUUUUUUUUCCGUUUUGCCGUAGAUUUUUGGGCAAAAUGACUGAUGUCAUUACAAAUAAGAAUUGGUGGAGCAAAAAAUAAGACAUCAUAUGGAUUUUUAGGUGCAAAAUUGAAAGUUAUGAUUUUUUAAAGGCAAGGAGGAAAAAACGAAAAUGCAAAAACGGAAAAACCCUUGGUCCUUAAGGGGUUAAAUUAAAGAAGGAAGAGGCGACCAGGGGUUAUCCCAUUAAGAGACUCCUAUCAGGACAGAGGAACUCUGACUAUGGGGACUUACGACACAAGGUACAGGACCAUAUCCAGUACUGGGACACCACACACACACACACACAUAUAUAUAUAUAUAUAUAUAUAUAUAUAUAUAUAUAUAUAUAUAUAUAUAUAUAUCUAUAUAUAUAUAUAUAGAUAUAUAUAUAUAUACAGUACAGACCAAAAGUUUGGACACACCUUCUCAUUCAAAGAGUUUUCUUUAUUUUCAUGACUAUGAAAAUUGUAGAUUCACACUGAAGGCAUCAAAACUAUGAAUGAACACGUGGAAUUAUAGACAUAACAAAAAAAAGUGUUGAACAACUGAAAAUAUGUCAUAUUCUAGGUGGAAAGUGUCCCCAAGUGCAGUCACAAAAACCAUCAAGAGCUACAAAGAAACUGGCUGACAUGUGGACCGCCCCAGUAAAGGAAGACCAAGAGUCACCUCUGCUGCGGGGGAUAAGUUCAUCCGAGUCACCAGCCUCAGAGUUCUAGCAGCAGACACAUCUCUAGAACAACUGUUAAGAGGAGACUGUGUGAAUAAGGCCUUCAUGGUAGAAUAUCUGCUAGGAAACCACUGCUAAGGACAGGCAACAAGCAGAAGAAACUUGUUUGGGAUAAAUAACACAAGGAAUGGAAAUUAGACCAGUGGAAAUCUGUGCUUUGGUCUGAUGAGUCCAAAUUUGAGAUCUUUGGUUCCAACCACCGUGUGUUUGUGCGACGCAGAAAAGGUGAACGGAUGGACUCUACAUGCCUGGUUCCCACUGUGAAGCAUGGAGGAGGAGGUGUGCUGGUGUGGAGGAGGAGGUGUGAUGGUGUGGGGGUGCUUUGCUGGUGACACUGUUGGGGAUUUAUUCAAAAUUGAAGGCAUACUGAACCAGCAUGGCUACCACAGCAUCUUGCAGCGGCAUUCUAUUCCAUCCGGUUUGUGUUUAGUUGGACCAUCAUUUAUUUUUCAACAGGACAAUGACCCCAAACACACCUCCAGGCUGUGUAAGGGCUAUUUCACCAAGAAGGAGAGUGAUGGGGUGCUGCGCCAGAUGACCUGGCCUCCAUAGUCACCGGACCUGAACCCAAUGAAGGCAAAAGGGCCAACAAGUGCUAAGCAUCUCUGGGAACUCCUUCAAGACCUCUUGAAGCUCAUCAUAGACAGGAAGCAGCCUGUGGGAGAUUCAUGGGGUUGUCCAGGAUCAGGAAAACAUAGCUGCUUUAUUUUAGAAAUAGCGCCACUCUUGUCCCGUGGUAUUGCAACUCAGUUCCAUUGAAGUGAAUGGAGCCAGGAUGUGAUACCACACACAACUUUAGGACAGGUGAUCUUUUUAGGAUAUAGCAGCUAUGUUUUUUUUUCCCAGAUAACCCCUUUCAGCACAAUAAUCAGGAUAUAAGCAGUUUUGCAAUUGUGGGCCCAGGCAUUCUUGAAUUAUUACUAUAACUCUACUAUUCUGUCUGAGAUUCAUAAACCUGUCGCAGCAUCAGCCAUCAUGAUCGUAAGUGAAAAAUCUCACUCGACCCUUUAGAGCAGUGUUUCCCAACAAAUGUACCUCCAGCUGUUGCAAUACUACAACUCCCAUCAGGCCCGGACAGCCAAAGGCUGUCCAGGCCUGUUGGGAGUUGUAGUCUUGCAACAGCUUGAAACACACUGGUUGGAAACACAGCUUCCUUUUCAGUUUGCUCACAAAAGUGUAAAAACAUGGCUUUUCCUGCUGCUUUAUUGAGAACAAUUUUGUUAUGGGAUGCGCACUGUAUUGAUUUCUUUACAUAAAUAGUUUCCUUGUUUAUUAUGGUUCAGAGUAACAACAUUGGAAUGUCAUUCAUUUUACACACAUUUAUUUAGUGCAACAAAAUAUCAAUUGAUUUACGCUGUA